Messenger RNA from Pseudoliparis swirei, 3190 nucleotides. It is a transcript of the gene ckap2l, whose product is annotated as cytoskeleton associated protein 2-like. The record is from RefSeq and is a predicted model, not a curated record. Bases 506 to 2542 code for a protein of 678 amino acids. The transcript is spliced from 10 exons. Gene Ontology annotation, cellular component: mitotic spindle; cytosol; centrosome. Lineage: Eukaryota; Metazoa; Chordata; Actinopteri; Perciformes; Liparidae.
GUAUAAUAUGCAGGAAUAUAUUGGAUUGGAUUCAAUCUAUUGUCAUUGCACAGAGUACAGAUACACAGGCAACAAAAUGUAUUCUCGGCAUUGAACCCAUCCUUAGUUAUUAAGGGAGCAACUGGGGGUUCAGUGCCUUGCUCAUGGACACUUCGACUUGCAACUAAUGGGGAGAGCGGGGAUCGAGCCGACGACCCCCCUAUUAUAUUAUUACCCCACUGAGCUACAGCCUGAAGGCAAACGUCUGAUGUGCAACUUGUUCCGUGUACUUUUUGUUUACAUCCUCUGCUCCAAUCAGCGUUGGGUCUUAGCGCAUGCGCGCUAUGGUUUCUCCCCUUUGAAAUUUCAAAUUGUCCAAUCGGAGAAGAGGAGGCGUUCCCGCCAGGCAGUUUCAAAACCGGAUGCGCGAGCAUCAGUUGUUAACUGACUUACUUUACCGUGUCCUGAAGCACCGCGACGAGGAACAAACCGCUCGACCAGGAGCAGAAGCGGAAGUCUGAGAGUCAUGGAGGAGGAGGAAGAAGAAGAGGCCGUACCCAUACUCUCCAGAAAAGAGCUGCGUAAACUGAAGUUUAUCGAAUACUUGGCUGGAAAAGGAAAGCUGAAGCCACCCAACCCAAAACCGUACCUGCGUGACAACGCUCCGGUUAAGAAACACGUGACUACUUCACUACAGGGAAAAGAGAACACGGCUCCAGCGGACCGGAUCACACGCGGAGGCUCCAACACUUUGGUGGCUCAACCCAUGAAACACGCUGCCAGGAAAACAUUCGGUGACUCAAACAAAGUGAGCGUCAAAGCCAGCAUCCUGAUCGGACGGCAGAAUGCCGUUCGCCCGCUUGCAGCCGGCGCUCCGGCCCGGCCGAGACCGACUCAUCAGACCCCGGCGCUGACCGGCAGGUCCACGGCUCCGUCCGUCAGACGCAACCCGACUGCGGCGGUACAGCUCAAGAAGCGGCCCGAUGCGGGAAUGCCGCCUUCCGGCAGAUCCCACUCGAGUGCGUCUUGUCCGGCGGUAACCAAACCAAGUGGCGGGUUCGGUGCCGGGUCGCGUCCGCCGACGGCGGUCAGCGUCCGGAUGAGUCUCGGCCCGAUGGUCAAAACUAAAACGGGACUGACUCCCGCGGUGACUAAGCCCAGGAGCGUUCGGAGUCAACACCUGAAGCCGACCUCGGCUACCGUGGCAAAAACGACGCAAUCCAGCAGUUUGCCGCCGGUUUCUGUUUCCCGGAAGCCCGGCGCGACGCAGAGGAAACCGUUACCCGCCACGGCUCUAAACCACCGGGAGAGGCCGAGAGCUGGGAUGAAAGUUACACACCAGUCGACCUCCAAACCCCUCGUGAGUAGAAAUCCUCAGCCGUCUUCGAAGAUUCCUUCAUCGAGUGGACCGAGAGCCACGACGGCGCCGUUCAAGCCGCCCGGUCAGCCCGCAGGCCGGUUCCCAAAGCAGAGAUCUAAAGGCGCCGGGCAGAACAAGAGCCAAGCGUGCAAAGCCGACCCCCGAGCACCUUCUGGGCGGCGAGCGGUGCGGGUCCCGUGCUCCGGGACGUCCCACACGGCGCCGCGGCCCGGCGGAGCCAUCAGCCGUACGGGUCGGCCCGCGGAUGCCAAAACGCUGAAGGUCCCCGCGACAGAGGGGAAGAAAGUGACUGCUGCCCAGGAGGAGAGGAUGAGAAAGCUCCAGGCAUGGCGGGAGGCCAAAGGCAUUUCCUACAAGCGGCCCCCGAUGCCGGCGACACCUCAGGUCCGGCGUGCCGUGGCGGCGGUGCAGCCUUUCUGGGGUGCCAUGAGUGAGGAAGACGAUGCCCAGUCCCUCAUCAGCGCCGUGGACCGAUCCCUGGCGGACUGCAUCAAACUGCUUGGAGAGGGUUGCCCUCCAGGCCCGGUGAGGGAGGUUCUCUCUCGGCUGCCGCCGGUGUCCCAGAAGUUCUCCAAGUACUGGAUCUGCCGGGCCCGCCUGCUGGAGCUCGAGGGCCAUCUGGACGUGCUGCCCAUGUUCCAAGAGGCCGUCAGGGUCGUGUUGGAGCCGGUAGACGAGCUGCGUGCCGUGGUCUUUGAGAUCCUGAAGAAAAGAGAUGACCUCCGAGCGUCGGCAGAUAAGGAGGAGGAGCAGGAGCAAAGUCCGACGUGCGAACGCACCCCAGGGAGCGUCGACAACCUGAUGGCGACCCCCAAACCGGUCCGAGGUCUCAUCUGCGGAGAGCAAGGAGACUCGUCCGUCGUCAAGUACAAAAUCACGGCGACCCCUGGCGGCGCCGCGAGGCAGCAGGCGGAGCCGGCGCGGCUCAACGGCCAGGAGGUGCGCUUCUUCACUCCGGUCAGACGCUCUGUGCGAAUCGAGCGCUCCUCCCUCCGGUACCCGGCGUCGCUGCAGGACCACGACCUCUGCGUGUCCUCCUACGGCGACCUGAUCCACAAGGAGGAGGAGGAGGGCGGCGGCGAGCGGGAGGGCGGGGCAUCGAGCCUGGUGUACGUCUACCGGCAGAACGACGCGCUGGAGGACAAAGUAUUCGUCCGGCUGGUUUACGCCGACGCCAACUGAGAAGUGAACGGGUGCAAAAGAAGACGUUGUCUCCCGGUAAAAAGAGAAGAAGAGACCAUGUUGUUUAGUGUCAUCAUUCUUGUCUCUGAUGAUGUUGUACAUAGUAUUAUGAAAUAAAUGUAGUUUUUUUUUAAAAUACCUUUUUUUUAAACCUUGUUCUUUAUCUGGCGUAUGGAAGCUGAGUACGUGAUGUCGUGACCUUUUAGUUUGAAAAGAUUUUUCGACACGCCGAUAAAUGAUCAGUAGUUAAUUUAAUCUGAAAGCGAAGCAUCGAUUCAUCCAAUCUAUCUGGUCUUUUAUUUUUAAAUAAGUAUUCUUCGAUCUAAAGGAGCCACGAGGCUGACCAAUAUUCCCUGGAAUCCUGCAUGUACAUUCAUUGCCUUAAAGGGGCGGCGCACCAUAAAAUCACAAAAAGCACAUCUCCUACCUCCGACCCCGUAGGGAACAAAUCUAUCUGGAUUGUUCUCUCUUCAAAGUGCCAGAACAAAACAUUUAAAAAACUCUAAUCAUGACCCCGGUCAUUUAAGAUGAUCCACAGACUUUGCGAGCAUUUAUUUUUAUUUUAAGGAUUCAAAAUAACCUGUAUUUGUGUUUAAUGUCAUGUGAGUAACAUAAGCCCUAAAAUAAACUAAAUAAUAUCCAGUUCCA